AUGAGCAAACCAAUUUUGAUUAUGUCUGAAAUUGUUUCUCAUUCUGGAGAAUUUUAUCAAAUGGAAGAAAAAUAAUAUGGGAGUACAGAAUUGUAUUAUGCACUUUUUUUAUCAAACAACUAUAAAAAGGAAUAUUUGCUGGAUGAGAGAGAAUAAAAAGAUAAUAUCUAAAAGGUUAGGUAGAUUCGCCAUUUUUUAAGGAUGGCUGAAAUCAACUAAUAGUAUUAUUAUAUUUUCCGAUACGUAAAAGGAGAGAAAAUAUUGGAUUUUAUAGCCAAAAUGAGAUGUAGAAAUUAAACAAUAAACUCAGAAAUAAUUGGUUUAUUUGUUGGUUAAAUAUUAGAAGCAUUAUUUUAACUCCAUAAACUAAGCAUACUAGGUAGAAUAUUUUCAGUUGAAAAUAUUAUAAAUAGUUAUGGAACUUUAGUUUUAAUGGAUUUUGGUUUUGGACCUGAUUUAAAAUAGGAUAACCUAGAUAUUUUAGCGCCACCAGAAUAAAUACGAGAAUUACUUAACUAAAAUUCUCAAAUGUAAAAAAUAAAUUACAGUGCCCUUAAAAUUGAUUCAUGGUUAUUAGGUGCGUUUUUAUAUCAUCUUGUAAAAUUGAGACCUAUAAAUUCUAUCUAAAAUAAAAAUAAUCCUCAAAAAAUGCAAAUUUUCAAAUAUACAGAACUCGUUUACUAUUACGGCUACAUUUAGGAGCAAAUGAAAAGCAGUUUUCACAUAAAUGCUUAGACUAAUAGAUAUCAUUAAACUCUGAUAGAUUUUAUUCACGGUUUAUUGACUUAUAAUAGUUAGAAAAGAUUAUCCUUCUUUGAGAUACAUCAAAGUGAAUACAUCAAAAGCUUAAAUCUAGGUAAAUCGGAAGAAUACAUAAAUUUCUAUAAAAAUUUUUCAGAAGAACAGAUUAUUGAAAAAUUAAUUAUAAGAGGAGGAAUUUCUUAAUCUUUCGUAAUAGAGUCAGGUCUUUUGCAGGUAGCUCAAAAAGAGUAAGAAAAGAAUGAGAUAUAAACAAAAUAAUUUGAUCUCUUAAUAAGUUCACCCGUUGAAACAGGUAGUAAGUAAGACACGCCAGAAAUUUAAAGUAAAAAGGAAUCAGAAAUAAAACAUAUCAAAUUUCCUUAUAAUGCCUCUUUCAUAUAGGUAGAUUUAUUUAAUAAUAAUAGGACUCCAAAUAUUAUGAUAUCUGGAAGUAAAUCAACUUGGAAUAGUUUCGGUAUUUUAUACUCAAUGAUACAGCUGAUUAAAUUAAAGUUGAACAUCCUGAAGGGGAUUAUAAACUUUCAUUAGUAGCUUAAUAUGCUUUAAGAAAGCAAAGUUAUUUUAUAUUAUAAGAUCUCAUUGGAAAAAUAAAAUCAUGUGAUUAUCCUUGGUAAGGAAACUCAUUGACAAACUGGAAAAAUUUCAAAUAGGAAAAUAAAUUCUAAUUUUUGGAAAAUGGCUUAAAAGACGCUAGUACGAUUACUGUUUAGCGCAUGGCUUAAUUAUAAGAAGAAUUACAUAAAAAUUCAAAAGCAAUUGAGAAUUUUCUUAGUACUCAAAAAUCUAAUGAAUUAUAUGAGGUUUUUAAUAAUAUUCUCAAAGAGAAAAAUAUAAUUGAUCAGGCUAAAGAUCAAACCUCAUUGGAUAUAUACUCAGUUUUUUAAAGUGUAAGUACUCGAGAGACAUCUUAAAAUCAGAGUGAAGAUUAGAAGUAAUAAGUUAGAGAUAACUAAUAAGCUGAAUGGUUUUAAGGGUUUAAGGAAGUUAUCAAUCAUCUUUUCAAAUAUUUCAAUGAAAAUACUAAAGAUCCAAAAUUUAUACAAAAAUACAGUCAAAUAGUGUUAAAGAUUUUGUAUUGCAGACUUAUCAAUAUUUUAUUUUCUUUUGAAAGUGCAAAAAAUAAUUUUAAAAAUAUCAAGCGUCCUGAAAAAGAAGCUGUUACACCAGAUGAGAUUUAUUGCUAUAUAGAAUCUUAAGAUAACUAUGAAGUAAAAUAUAUAGAAAUUUAAGACCUUUUGAAUAAAUAUUUUAAAGUGUGAGCAGCA
Paramecium octaurelia is the source of this 2027-nucleotide messenger RNA. Lineage: Eukaryota; Ciliophora; Oligohymenophorea; Peniculida; Parameciidae. The record is from the annotation of a GenBank genome assembly.